Messenger RNA from Klebsormidium nitens, 1782 nucleotides. Lineage: Eukaryota; Viridiplantae; Streptophyta; Klebsormidiophyceae; Klebsormidiales; Klebsormidiaceae. The record is from the annotation of a GenBank genome assembly.
AUGCCACCCAAGAAGCCCCCCGACAUCGCUCUCCACCACGAAUGCCUGGCCUACGUGAGCAAGCUCUUCAAAGAGCCUAGGACCCGAGAGGAUGUCAAGCUCCGGGCCCUGAGGAACAAGGAGACCGAGUGCACCGUGGUCAAGACCAGCCUGAACAGCUUCUGCAAGGACGCUGCAAGGGCCCUACCCCUAGAGAGCGUGCUCAAGGAAGUGAAUAAGGCAAUUUGCGAGGCCUACGUGCUUGCUAACUUGCAUGUAUUGCGCAUGUGCGAGUUGGGCCGGGAGGUGCCACCUCUGGACCAGUCCUUCUUCUAUGGCUGUCUAUCUGCAGUCAGUGUGGCCGGUAGGCAAAGGAGUGCCGUCAAAGACAUGUACUUGAGGGAGACGGUCGACCUCUACCUGGCAUCUCGCCCUGCCGAUUAUGUGCCUCCUGACUCUGAGCACCUUCAAUCUUCCGGAUGGUACCAGAAUGCGAGCCUGCAGAUGGCCACUUGCACAAGGAACUCCGUUGCCACCAACUUCUACAAGCGUCUCAAGCGCUACCUGAAGCACAAGUACUCGCUCGAUGGGCCCGCAUGCUAUGCAAAGCUGCGAGACAUAUUUGCCGACGAGUAUGAAGGAGAAGACCCGCUAGUGCUGGAGUACCGAGCCAUGCUCCCAAAAGCCACGGUCGGAAGGGCGGACUCCACCCCUCACCUACUCAUGCCGAUGCAAUACAUGUUCCUGCGCUACAUGGAGUCGCAUCACCCCCUGACGGAAGAGGAGCUGAAGAAAGGCAAGCAGCUGAGGCUCUUCAGCCUCCUACCCACCAAGAGGGGCUUCGAGUGCAAUCACCUCAAGAUGUGCACGAACGGACUCUACGGGCUUCUCAAGAGGGGAGGGGUCAAGCUUCCAGCCUCAGGAGGCGACUUCAGGAAGGUGGCUGACGACUAUUGGCGAGACCUCUUCGACAUUGCAAAAUUCGAGACAUGCAACCGCAAGUUUGCAGGCGAGAUCCUCACGGACGGGAAGGCCGUGUGCAUCGUACUGAGGAAGCCCAAACCAAAGCAGGCUAACGGAGAAGCAACUCUCCCCGACCUCACUGGCAGGGAGGAACUGUGGGGCCUAGACCCUGGCAGAGAGUUCUACGGCGACGCCAAGUACAAGCACAGCAAUGCCAAGAUCAAGCGGUGGUAUGAUGGGAGCCCCGAGGUGCUCGAGGCCAUCCGCAACAUGCCCACCAAGAAGACCUCGGAGAGCACCAAGUUCCUAGCAUACGUGCACUUCAUGCUGCCCAGGCUUGACAUGCUCCUAGUCUACCACAUGAGGCAGGAUUUCAGAGGGCUCAAGUUCAAGCGGUACAUCUCGGCCCAGAAGAAGCUGCAUGCGCUCUGCAAGGCUAUCACCAGGCGAGUGGGUUGCAAGACGGUGGUGGGCUUCGGAGACUGGUCGAACAAGGACUCCGGAGGCAUCAUCAAGGGAUCUCCAUCCGGACCCGUGAAGCGGCUGGAGCGCGAGCUCCGGAAGCAUUGCAGGGUGGUUUCGAUGGACGAGUUCAGGACGAGCAAGCUGCACUUCGAUUGCAAGACGCAGCUGCGCAAUCAGUACUCGGAGAAGCGAUGCAAGGAUGGGGUGGUCAAGACCGUCAAGAUCCAUAGUGUGCUCCAUUGUUCCAACAAUGGCUGUAAUGGCAUGACUGUGAAUCGAGACGUGAACGCCGCCCGGAACAUCCUGAGGCUGCUGAGGCUGCGGCUGGAAGGCCGAGCCCGGCCGGUGGAAUUUUGCCGGUCGGCUAGUAUAUGA